Messenger RNA from Drosophila santomea, 496 nucleotides. Its product is annotated as 5-hydroxyisourate hydrolase. Gene Ontology annotation, molecular function: hydroxyisourate hydrolase activity. Gene Ontology annotation, biological process: purine nucleobase metabolic process. NCBI's taxonomy places the organism in Eukaryota, Metazoa, Arthropoda, Insecta, Diptera, Drosophilidae. The record is from RefSeq and is a predicted model, not a curated record. The transcript has 2 exons. The coding region runs from base 62 to 403 and encodes 113 amino acids.
UUUGCUAUCUGCUGAGAUACCAGAAAUACCUGCAAUAUUUAGUCUUAAAGUUGCCCUCAGGAUGGAAGCUCGAAAAUUUUCUACCCACAUAUUGGAUACAUCAGUGGGAAAGGCGGCAGCCAAUGUGAGAGUAACAGUUUCCAGGCUAGACGAGAUUCAGGAGUGGAGAUCUCUUCGAGCGGCCCAAACUGAUGCGGAUGGUCGCUGUCUACUUUUAGAACCCGGUCGAUUUCCCAGCGGGAUUUACAAGCUGACCUUUCACGUGGGCUCCUAUUACGCAGAGCGCAAUGUGAAGACCCUGUAUCCAGCGAUCGACUUGAUUGUGGAUUGCAGUGAGAACCAGAACUAUCACAUUCCUUUGUUGCUCAAUCCCUUCGGAUAUUCCACUUAUCGUGGCACAUAACGUGAUUGUGGCUCAAGGAAAAUGGGGAAUGAAUUGUAUACAACUAAGGAAACUAUUUUUCAGUUGAUUUGAAUAAAUGCCGUUGGAGCUCCA